GAUACCGAGGGGCGGCGCUGAGGCGCAAUCAUGGCGGCGGCUGGUGUUGCUGCGGCUGAGAAGGACGAGGAGCCCGCGGCGGAGGCCGAGGCGCUGGCCGCGGCCCGGGAGCGAAGCCGCCGCUUCCUAAGCGGCCUGGAGCUGGUGAAGCAGGGCGCCGAGGCGCGUGUGUUCCGCGGCCGCUUCCAGGGCCGCGCGGCCGUGGUGAAGCACCGCUUCCCCAAGGGCUACCGGCACCCGGCGCUGGAGGCGCGGCUCGGCCGGCGGCGGACGGUGCAGGAGGCGCGGGCGCUGCUCCGCUGCCGCCGCGCAGGGAUAUCUGCCCCAGUUGUCUUUUUUGUGGACUAUGCUUCCAACUGCUUGUACAUGGAAGAAAUUGAAGGCUCCGUGACUGUUCGAGAUUAUAUUCAAUCCACUAUGGAGACUGAAAAGACUCCCCAAAAGCUCUUCAGCUUAGCCACGACAAUCGGGCAGGUUUUGGCUCGAAUGCACGAUGAAGACCUCAUUCAUGGUGAUCUCACCACCUCGAACAUGCUCCUGAAACCCCCCCUGGAACAGCUGGACGUCGUGCUCAUAGACUUUGGGUUGAGUUUCAUUUCAGCACUUCCAGAAGAUAAGGGAGUUGACCUCUACGUUCUAGAGAAAGCCUUCCUCAGUACCCAUCCCAACACCGAGACUGUGUUUGAAGCCUUUCUGAAGAGCUACUCUGCCUCCUCCAAAAAGGCCAGGCCAGUGCUAAAAAAGCUGGAUGAAGUGCGCCUGAGAGGAAGGAAGAGGUCCAUGGUUGGGUAGAAGAAUGUGUGUGACAGCUCCAGACAGCUAAGCUGUUUACUUCAGAGUAAAUUUGAAGGAAUGCUACCAAGUUGAGAUUAGAUCUAAAUAAAGUUGUUGAGGUAUUUUUA
Diceros bicornis minor is the source of this 902-nucleotide messenger RNA. RefSeq names its product TP53 regulating kinase (gene TP53RK). Bases 31 to 792 code for a protein of 253 amino acids. The transcript has 2 exons. Gene Ontology annotation, biological process: protein phosphorylation. Gene Ontology annotation, cellular component: nucleus; cytosol; EKC/KEOPS complex. NCBI's taxonomy places the organism in Eukaryota, Metazoa, Chordata, Mammalia, Perissodactyla, Rhinocerotidae. The record is from RefSeq and is a predicted model, not a curated record. Gene Ontology annotation, molecular function: ATP binding; protein serine/threonine kinase activity.